Ficedula albicollis (Collared flycatcher) is the source of this 7258-nucleotide messenger RNA. It is a transcript of the gene TTBK1, whose product is annotated as tau tubulin kinase 1. Gene Ontology annotation, biological process: peptidyl-tyrosine phosphorylation; signal transduction; peptidyl-serine phosphorylation. Gene Ontology annotation, cellular component: cytoplasm; nucleus. The transcript is spliced from 14 exons. Lineage: Eukaryota; Metazoa; Chordata; Aves; Passeriformes; Muscicapidae. The coding region runs from base 110 to 4219 and encodes 1369 amino acids. Gene Ontology annotation, molecular function: protein serine/threonine kinase activity; ATP binding. The record is from RefSeq and is a predicted model, not a curated record.
GCAUGGGGUGAGCUCAGGUGAGUUUGCAGGCUGAGUUUGCCUUCUUUCCUAAGAGGCUGGUGCUGAUUUACUCAAAAGCAAGACCUGUGGAAAUGCAGCAUGUACUUAUAUGGCGACCUGUAAUAAUUUUGUCAUUCAUUCCCUCUGCCCCUUUUUUUUCCCCCAGAUAAAUGGCUCAUUUAAACUGGGGGCUACUGAAAUACUCUCUGGCUGGCAAAUGCAGUGCCUAGCAGCAGUCAUCAAGGACGAACCAAACAUGAGUGGUGGAGGGGAGCAGGUCGACAUUCUCCCGACCAACUACGUGGUCAAAGAUCGCUGGAAAGUGCUGAAGAAGAUCGGUGGAGGUGGCUUUGGGGAGAUCUAUGAGGCGAUGGAUUUGCUGACCCGUGAGAAUGUGGCCUUGAAGGUGGAAUCGGCUCAGCAGCCCAAGCAAGUUCUCAAGAUGGAAGUGGCUGUCCUGAAAAAGCUGCAAGGGAAGGAUCAUGUUUGCAGAUUUAUUGGCUGUGGAAGAAAUGAAAAGUUUAAUUAUGUGGUCAUGCAGCUUCAGGGCCGAAAUCUUGCAGAUCUCAGAAGGAGUCAGCCUCGAGGGACUUUCACACUGAGCACAACGCUGCGAUUGGGCAAACAGAUUCUGGAAUCAAUAGAAGCCAUUCACUCUGUGGGAUUCCUGCAUCGUGACAUCAAGCCUUCCAACUUUGCCAUGGGCCGCUUGCCUUCAACGUACAGGAAGUGCUACAUGUUAGACUUUGGUCUGGCCCGUCAGUACACCAACACUACUGGGGAAGUCCGACCACCUCGUAACGUUGCGGGUUUCCGAGGAACUGUCCGCUAUGCCUCCGUGAAUGCACACAAAAACAGGGAGAUGGGUAGACACGAUGAUCUGUGGUCCCUCUUUUACAUGUUGGUGGAGUUUGCUGUUGGUCAGCUUCCGUGGAGAAAGAUCAAAGAUAAGGAGCAGGUUGGCAUGAUAAAAGAAAAGUAUGAGCACCGAAUGCUGCUAAAACACAUGCCUUCAGAGUUCCACCUUUUCCUGGAUCACAUUGCAAGCCUAGACUACUUCACCAAGCCAGACUAUCAGCUAAUCAUGUCAGUUUUCGAGAACAGCAUGAAAGAAAGGGGCAUCACUGAAAAUGAAGCCUUUGACUGGGAGAAGGCUGGUACAGAUAUCUUGUUGUCCACUAGCACCUCAACUCCACCACAGCAGAACACCAGGCAAACAGCAGCCAUGUUUGGGGUGGUUAAUGUCACUCCAGUACCCGGGGACCUGCUCCGUGAGAACACUGAGGAUGUCCUACAGGGUGAACAUUUGAGUGAUCAAGAGAAUGCUCCUCCCAUCCUGUCAGGUCGGCCAGUGGAAGGUCUUGUUCAGGCUCCAAAUACAGCUUUCAAUGAGGGUGAAGUUUGGGAAGAGACAGAUGUGAAUCGCAACAAACUCAGGAUCAGCAUCAGCAAAACUCAGUGCAUGGUGGAAGAGGAGCAGAGAAACGGGGUGUGCCCCAGUUCCCCUAUCCGAGUGCCUCCGGAGUCCCCGACCACACAAGUGCGCUCCCUCCGCUACCGCCGCGUCAACAGCCCCGAGUCAGAGCGGCUCUCCACGGCUGAUGGAAAAGCAGAUCCACAUGAAAGAAGGUCUCGGAUGGAUAUCCCCGGCUCUCCCUCCCGGCUCGUGUGCUCCUCACAGCCAGCCCAGAUGCUGUCCAUCGACACGGGCCAGGCUGACCGGCAGGCGAGCGGCAGGAUGGACGUGUCCGCCUCCGUGGAGCACGAGGCCCUCAGCAACGCCUUCCGCUCCGUGCCGCUCGCAGAGGAGGAGGACUUUGACAGCAAGGAGUGGGUUAUCAUUGAUAAGGAGACAGAGCUGAAGGACUUCCACCCCGGUGCUGAGCCAAGCACCUCUGGAACCACGGAUGAGGAGCCUGAGGAGCUAAGGCCUAUUGAAGAUGGGGAAGAGAGAAGGCGCCUGGGGGCAGAUGCUGCAGUGAGGCCGAAGACUCACGAUGGGCGAAGCCGGGGUAUGCUGCCUGUGACUGAGGAGGACAGUUCCCAUAGACAUGAAGGACCUUCUCAAACAGUGUCUGACAGUAGACAUGAACAGCAGACAGGAAGUCCAGCCCACUCCCCCUUACAUUCAGCACCAGCUCUCCGACAAAGGAGACGAGAAUCUGAGCCUACUGGUCCCCAGAGACAGGCAUACAUGCUGAAGUCGUUUGAAAUGAAUGGCCUUCCCAAGGCAGUCCCUUUAAGUUUGCCUUACCAGGACUUCAGAAAAGAUAUGUGCAACUUCUGGGAAAAGCCUAAGUUAUCCCAGCGGAUAAAGAAAGUUGAUUUCUCAAAUAUUGUCUUGACUGCUCCUUGCAAACCUCUGGAACCUUAUCUGGAAAUGAAUGGAAAGGAGGAGCAGGAGGAGGAGGAAGAAGAGGAGGAAGACUACGAGGAGGAGGAAGAUGAGCAGGAUGAAGGGGAGGAGGAAGAGGAGGGCAAUGAGAUUGACAUGCACAGUGAUUCGAGCAGCGACUUGAGUCAGAAAAGCACAGAGCGCAGCCAGGAGUGUGCACCGUCCACGCUCCUGGCUGAUGACCAGAAGGGGUCCAAGGGUCGAGCAUCCACUGCUGAUGGGGACCUGGAGCUGGAGGAAGGCUCAAAAACGUUAGUGCUGUUUUCACCAGGUGAUCUGAAAAAGUCUCCAGUGGCUGCAGAUUUACCUCCAGAAGUUGAUCUGGGCACUCUUGCUGCACUGACACCCCAGAGCGAGCGGCCGCAGCCCAUGGGGAGCCAGCUGGACGUGUCUGAGCCAGGGACCCUGUCCUCAGUCCUUAAAUCUGAACCAAAGCCUCCCGUGGCAGUGGCUACAGCUUCCUCCCCGUUCACCAAAGUGGAGCGCACCUUUGUUCACAUUGCCGAGAAGACCCACCUGAACGUGAUGUCUUCCGGCGGGCAGCUGAUGCGGCACGAGGAGUGCUGCCCCCCGGGACAGUUCGAGGAGGUCAUCGUCAAGGAGGAGCUGGACCACCACGACCUGGUGCUGCUGGAGAACGGAAGCAUUCACUCCGGGCUGGAAGGGGCAGAGAUGGAGAGCUGCGCACUGUCAGCCAACCCUGUCGAGACCGCCUCGGAGACCGCGGGGGAGCAGCCGGCCCUUUCCAACGGCGCGCCAAAGCUUCCCGAGGAUGAGCCAGAGCUCUCCGGCAAAGCGCUGCUCUCGCUGGAUUUGGAAGAGCCUGCCAAGGUGGCUACCAGGGAGCCUGGCCUCGAGAAGGCAGCAUCAGCAACAGAACACCUGAAGCGAGCAGAGACCCUCCUCGAGACGCCACAGCAGGGCCCCAGGAGGCCGCUGGGCUCCAGGUACAGAAGCCGGAUACCCAUUUUGUUCUCUGAGGAGGACACUGGCUCAGACCUUUCAACUUCACUCUCAGCCAAAGAAAGGCUUUAUAAGAGGGCAAAGCAGCCUGACCUGGCUCGCCUGGUGAUGGAGAAGAGACAGAGCCGCCUCCUCCGGCUGGCCUCAGGCGCCUCCUCCUCGGCCUCGUCCAGCGACGAGCAGCGGCGAGCCUCCGAGACCCUGUCAGCCACCGGUUCUGAGGAGGACACCCAUGACUCCGAUGACUCCAUCCCACGGAAGGGAGAGAAGAAGGCUGCACUGCUGGGAAAAGAAGAGAGAGCCAUAAGCACAAGGAGCAGAAUUCCUCGUCCCAUCGUGCCAGUGAAAACACCGCUGGAGGUGGCAAAGUCGGAGAGCUCUGUGGCUGCUGCAGUGGCAGGGCUGGGCAGCUCCCCACAGGAUGCAGCUGCUGCCUGCAGGCUUCAGACACAGAGCCCAGCUGGAAGUGUCCCCUACGAGGGCCGAACAACACAGGUACAAAGUCGGCUUCCUUCGUCACCAAGUUCCACUUCUCUUCCUCCACGGAGCAGCUCGCAGAGGUCCGGCGGUGCAUCCCCUCGGAGCCCUGUCAUUCCUUCCAGGAACCCCAGUACUUCCCCCAGAAGCCAGCUGCUGCCUCGGAGGGAAAGUCCUUCUCCCUGCCGGCAGCAUAAACCAGGGACAGCUCCUCAGCGAGUUCCUCCUUCCCCCCGACCUCAGCCCUCAGCUCAGGCCCCGGGGCCUACAGGAGAUUCCCUGCCAUCUCCUGGCGUGGCCAAAAAACGACAAAGAGGAAAAACCCAAAGUCCAGCAACCAAAGGAAAGCAGGUGUCCCUGGAAAGUAAGGCAGCUGCCAGAUAAUGACCUUCUCCUGCGAGCCCGGCAGACUGGGUAACUUCACGUAUAGUACACAAUUGAGAUGCUGCAGCACAGCCUUCCAUGCUGGACCCACGAGUGUAUAGCAGUAGCUGUACUUGAAUGCUUCACUCACUCUCACCCCACACCGCAGUCAGCUGCCACAGGCCUGGCAGCCUCCGAGCCACGGAGCUUUUCCAAGGGAGACACCCAGCCCGCAGAUCACGCUUGCUAAUGCACAGCACCGAACCGUGACCCAGGCAGCCUGCCCAGAGCCUGACCUGCCUCCCUCCCCAGGGAUUCCCCUCUCUCCUAGCAAUACCAGUCCUCAACAUCGGCUCCAGCUGUGGAAAGAGGAGCAGAGGUGACAAGAGCAAGGCCUGCUAAAGAGGGAGGUCCUGUCCUGCAGGCAGCUCCUUCCUUUCUCCUUGCUGGGAAAACACCAGCCUUGGUCGCCCAUCACCAUCUCCUUGAGCGUUGGCUCACCUCCCGCCACCUGUUAGCAAGGGAUUGCCACUAGCUUAUUCAAGAGGGAUGGAUGCAUCCUUGUGUGCUGAGAUAAGAGAAGGGGUAAGGAGGAGAGGGCUCUUCUGUCCUUUCCAGAGAUGCCUCUACAGGUAGGAAUUAGGAGACAGGCAGGUCUUGCUGGAUGCUCCUACCUGCUCCGGUGUGUCCCACAGAGGAGGCUGUCUAGCAUUGCUCCUCAGACACUGCUGCUGUUUGAGUGUGGUGGGUGCUUAGGUGGAAGUAGGGAUGUGUUGGCAGCUUGCUGGGAAAUCAAGAGCUCUUGCUAAUUAAUGUAGAAGGGAGCACACUGCAGCCACUUUUGUCACAAAUACCUAACUGUGAUCUGUGGACAUCACAUCCCCCAGCAGAGGUGGUUCCUGUCAGCCUGAGCAUGGUUGGUGCCACAGACUUGUAGUCCACCAAACACAGCUCCAUCAUGAAGAUGUGAAUAGUCACUGGAUGCCUUUAGCCUGAGUGCCCCUUGCACCUGAAUUCUUUGUGUUUUAUUGUCACGCUCUUGGUGUUUGUGAAUUUUGGUACUGUGGUUGAAAGUUCUUCUACAGGGCAGGGUGGGAAGUUAUUACCCUGUAGUAUACCCCAAAACCUGCUGCUUUGCAAUGAGAGGUUUGCUGGCAUGCCAUGGCCACGUGCAUCUCUAUCUGAGGGGACAGUGGGUUGAGUGGCAGAGGUGGGGUUUGUCUUUUCCUUAGUGCUCACCUCUGCCACACGUUGAGGAUGAACAAUAAAAGCAAGGGCUGUGCUCUUCAAGUAAUAAUAUCUGAGCACAAGCUUGACACUCAGCUAGAGCUAAAUCAACCAUUUAACCCCCAGGCUGAUUAGGAAGUCUUGAAAGUAAAAGCAAGGAGGACUGAUACCUGUCUGAUCUUGAUGAGAUCUUGAAGUGGACAAAAUUUCCCCCACGCCUCACAGGAGAAAACACUCCAGACCCAAAUACUUUGUGCUUCUCACCAUUGUCAUGCCUAAAAGAGGCUUUGCAUAAGGCAGAACAAAAAUACAGCUGCUCUGUACACCCAUUCUUGCAGUUGCAACUACCUGCAAAUAUUUACUAUUUACAGACAACAAAGCUCGACAGAGCAAUCUGAACAGUAGUAAUAAGCUUGAUUAAUUUGAACAUGAAUGCAGACAGUGACACUGAUGGCCAUCGAGUUCAAGGAAUCCUGAAGCUGCUCAUAUCUACAGGAGUCCUGGAAAGGAGUAUGAGGGCUGUGACGGGGUGGCUGGGAGAAAAGAGUACUCCUUGCACACCUGAAUAGGGAAAUGUGUAGAAACAGGAGACAGGAAUUAUCUCUUCAUAUGACAGUCUCAGUGCUGCCAACACUAAGAAUUUAUUUCUCCUAGCUCAAAGUGUUUUCCAUUGAUGUGGUUCACCCUGGUCGAGUAGGCAGCACAGCUUAGUCGGAAAACAUGCCCUCAUCUUUGCAGAGCAGCACUGGGAACUCAGAGGGAGCUCAGUCUGUGGUCUGAUGGACUGAGCUGAUGUUCUAAUCAAAAGCAGCAUCCCCCCAAGUUCCACCUGCUUCGUUGCACAGUUCCACCACAUUUACACUGCAGCAGCUGUUUGAUAAAGUGGCCGGAAAUGCUGAUCCAGCACGACACAAACUGCUGAUUUGCCACUUUGGUUUUCAUCUGGUUAAUUUCAUCACUCUGGUUCACCAUUUGGUGACACAACAGAAAGAAGGACACACAGAGACUGUGACCACUUCUUCUGGUGGCACUAUAACUUUCUCUGAGUUUGAAGUGUGGGUCAGACUAGAACCUAAGUACGUGCUGCAGGUUUAGAAACCAGGAAACAGAAUAAACUCAAAGACAGAUCCUUUGCAGAAGUAUAAAUCAUAAUGAACUCCUAUUAAUUUAUUGGAGGUCUAUUAAUUUUAGAGUGCUCAGGUGGUAAGACUUGGUUGUGAAGCCUUUACCAGAUGGUCCAUCCAGGUCUUAAUUAACAUGCCAAAAUGACAUUGAAAGAGCUUUGAAAGAGGACUACAGGACUAUUAACAGGAUUAGCAAACCUGCCUCAUCAUGGAAAACCAAUAAAGCACAAUCAGUGUAUUUGUUCAGGAAAAAGUUUAAAGGACAGUUUUCUGUGGCCCUAUGCCAGGAAGGAAGCUCCAGGGCAGAGACAAGGCUGGGUUGGACAGAGCAUCCUGCCUGGUCUAGUGGCAGGUGUCCCUGCCCAUGGCAGGGGGGGCCUGAAACUGGAUUAUCUUUAAGGUCCCUUUCCAACUCAAACCAUUCUAUGGUUCUGUGGUUCUGUGAUCUUCCUCUGGCACAUGAAAGCAGAGAAGUCAGAGCAGCCAAGAACAGCAGAUGAAGAAAUCAGGCAGGCUUUUAAUUGUGAAACAACCAUCCAGUGAAGUCUUUCACAGGACUGUGGGGACUUUUUCUUAUUAAAAGGUUUCUGUGAAACUGAGCUGUCUUCUAAGAGGUCUAUCUACCAUGACCCAACCACAAGAAGCAGGUGGGAUUCUGGUGACACCAAGGUAUCAAUCUCUCUCUCUCUGGUGCAGUGGAUUCCUGGUC